GGCGGCGUCCGGAGCAAGUCUCCCAAUGUAAGAUGGUGGCCGGGCUGGCAGCGAAGCGCCCCGAGCUCGGAGAUUGCCCGUCCCUCGCUUAAAGGUCGUCGGAGCAGCCGCCCGAGCGCCCGACCGACCGCCGCCGCACGUCCCGCCCCAGGAGCGCCGCUGCGGGUUUCUCCCCUCCGCUUCUCUCCUUCCUCGCCGCCUCUCUCCUUCCCUCCCCACCCUUCUCCUCCUUUUCCCCUCGCCUCCUUUCCCGCACGCUCACUCACUCACCCACCCGCCCGGCCGCCCCCGCCGUGCCGGGCAGCCUGAGAGGGAGAGCCGCGCACACGCACCGCGGGCCGGGCAGGCAGGAGGAAGGCGGACCUUCAAGUGCUGACCUUCUUGGUCUAUUAAGUUAUUAUAAACUUUUGCUGCUCUGCGAACAUAUAAAGAUGUCUCGCAGCCCUGACGCUAAGGAAGACCCUGUGGAAUGCCCUCUUUGCAUGGAGCCUCUGGAAAUUGAUGACAUCAAUUUCUUCCCUUGCACCUGUGGCUACCAAAUCUGUCGGUUCUGUUGGCAUCGUAUUCGCACUGAUGAGAAUGGACUUUGUCCUGCUUGCAGAAAGCCAUAUCCAGAAGAUCCAGCAGUGUACAAACCACUCUCCCAGGAAGAGCUGCAGAGGAUAAAAAAUGAAAAGAAACAGAAACAAAACGAGAGGAAACAGAAGAUAUCAGAGAAUCGCAAACAUUUGGCCAGUGUACGGGUUGUACAGAAGAACCUUGUCUUCGUGGUAGGGCUAUCUCAGCGCCUAGCAGAUCCAGAGGUUUUGAAACGACCGGAAUAUUUUGGGAAGUUUGGUAAAAUACAUAAAGUUGUCAUUAAUAACAGUACAUCAUACGCAGGCUCACAGGGUCCAAGUGCCAGCGCAUAUGUAACCUACAUCCGGUCAGAAGAUGCCCUCAGAGCCAUACAGUGCGUCAAUAAUGUGGUGGUAGACGGCAGAACACUUAAGGCAUCAUUAGGUACAACAAAAUAUUGCAGUUAUUUUCUAAAAAAUAUGCAGUGUCCAAAACCAGACUGCAUGUAUCUACAUGAACUAGGUGAUGAAGCAGCCAGUUUCACAAAAGAAGAAAUGCAGGCGGGUAAGCACCAGGAAUAUGAACAGAAACUACUGCAAGAAUUAUACAAAUUAAACCCCAACUUUCUCCAGUUAUCUACGGGUACAGUUGACAAGAACAAGAACAAAGUGACAGCACUGCAGAGACCCAACAGUAAUAACAAAGAUGCCUGGCCAUCAUUACAGAGUUCAAGUAAAUCAGCCAACGGUUUAACAAUGGAACACAGGAAAACGCCUCCUAUAUUAGAAAAUGGCACAGACCCAGAACACAUGACUCCAGAUGGUGCAGACUCAGAUUUCGGCCCUAUCGAUAAACCUUCAGAUUCCCUCAGUAUAGGAAAUGGUGACAGCUCUCAGCAGAUAACAAACAGUGACACACCUUCACCACCACCUGGUUUAACAAAACCCAAUCCAGUUAUACCCAUCAGUUCAUCUAAUCACAGUGCACGGUCUCCUUUUGAAGGGGCUGUAACAGAAUCACAGUCACUCUUCUCUGACAACUUCCGGCAUCCUAACCCCAUCCCUAGUGGGCUUCCUCCAUUCCCCAGCUCUCCACAGACUUCAAGUGAUUGGCCCACAGCACCAGAACCACAGAGCCUCUUCACAUCAGAAACUAUACCAGUGUCCUCCUCCACAGACUGGCAAGCAGCUUUUGGGUUUGGUUCCUCCAAACAGCAAGAGGACGACUUAGGGUUUGAUCCCUUUGACAUCACCCGCAAAGCCUUAGCAGACCUGAUUGAGAAGGAACUGUCAGUCCAAGACCAACCUUCCCUUUCGCCCACAUCUCUUCAGAACCCUACCCCACACACUACAACUGCCAAAGGGCCAGGUUCUGGAUUCCUGCAUCCUGCUGCACCCACAAAUGCCAACUCUCUCAGUAGCACCUUUCCAGUCAUGCCACAGAGGUUUCCACAGUUUCAACAGCAUCGAGCAGUUUACAACUCCUUCAGUUUUCCAGGCCAAGCAGCUCGCUAUCCUUGGAUGGCCUUCCCACGCAAUAGCAUCAUGCACUUGAACCACACAGCAAAUCCCACCUCAAAUAGUAAUUUCUUGGACUUGAAUCUCCCACCACAACACAGCACAGGUCUGGGAGGGAUCCCUAUAUCAGACAACAGCAGUUCUGUAGAGAGUUUAAAUAUGAAGGAAUGGCAGGACGGGCUAAGGGCACUUCUACCGAACAUUAACAUCAACUUUGGUGGACUGCCCAAUGCUUCUUCCCCCUCCAACGCCAACCACAGUGUACCAACGUCCAACACUGCCACCACCGACAGCCUGAAUUGGGACAGCCCUGGCAGCUGGAUGGACCCCGCAAUCAUCACAGGUAUCCCAGCCUCCACAGGAAACAGUUUAGACACCCUUCAAGAUGACAAUCCUCCCCAUUGGCUAAAAUCUCUUCAGGCCCUCACAGAGGUGGACGGCCCCAGUGCAGCGCCAUCACAGACGCACCACAGUAACCCCUUCGGCACACAGAUCCCUCUGCACAGAGCCAGUUGGAAUCCCUACUCUCCUCCUUCAAACCCCACCAGCUUCCAUUCCCCACCUCCAGGCUUUCAGACAGCCUUCAGACCCCCCAGUAAAACCCCCACAGAUCUACUACAGAGCUCAGCGCUGGAUCGUCAUUAGGAGAGGAGGAAAAAGAAAAAAGAAAAAUAAGACCCAAAACGUUAGAAAUGCAGGAAGUGUCCCACCCUGACUCCUCCCCAUGCCCACCUACUGUUCCUUGUCAUAUCUUUCUUUCUGAAGAAUCCAGUUCCUGAUCAAACUUCCCCCCCAAAUGCAAUGCCAUCACAGGGUCAUGACCAUUCUUUUUGUUAAGUUUCUAACCAUUCUAAGAAAAAAAAAGAGAGAGAAAUGAAAAUGCAGUCUCAAUGCUUAAGGAGAGUAUUACUGUCUUACUUCUUUUGCACAUGAGUAUUUCUGCCUAGUGGAAAAGUGUCAAUCUGCAGUAGGGGGAAAAGUGCAAUGCAGAAUCAAAUGCAAGAACAUAAAAAAGUUAUUUAAUUUAAAUGAAGUUACUGAACAUGUGGGGCAAGCAGUGGCCCAGCAUUUAUUUUGCAUUCAGUGUGGCACUACACAGGGAAAUUGCUAUGUUGGGGUUGGUUGGUUUUUUUUGUUUUUUUGGUUUUUUUUUUUGAGCAGGGGAUUUUAUUGCAUCAGUCAGAGUUUGACAUGAAGUGUGUUGAAAGACAAAACACUUAUAGCUAUGAGUAACUGGCAUGUUGCUAAAGAGUGUUUUAAAGAGGGGAGAAAAAGUUUUUUUCUUUAAUUUUGGCUUUAGAUUUCAAGUAAACUUUAAUGUUUUAAAAGUAUUCACAGAUUUAAUACCUAGCGUAUACGUAAUAUAAUUAUAAGCAGCUGAAACACGAGUGAUAUUUACUUCAGUCUUUCUGUCUCCUCUGUCAGUCUCUCUUUUUUUUUUUUUUUUAAGAACGAUUCACCUGAUUAGGGCACUCUGGGAUAGCACUGCAUUGGGGCCACAUGAUCACCAUCAGGAGCAACCUCUGACCUCCUCUGCCUGCAGCUUUUACUUAACCCUGUAGUUUCUGGACGUUUGUGCAGUAUUGAAAAGACAGGAAAAAAGAAACAGAUAAAUAAACAUGGUUAUAACCUGAUGCUAAAACUAAAACCAAGGAAAUGUACCUCUUUCUUCAGAAUUAAAACUAAAAUCUUAAAUAAAACAGAAAACUUGAUGAUGA
Molecule: messenger RNA, 3793 nt
Organism: Catharus ustulatus (Swainson's thrush)
Lineage: Eukaryota; Metazoa; Chordata; Aves; Passeriformes; Turdidae
Gene: CNOT4
Product: CCR4-NOT transcription complex subunit 4
Exons: 13
Coding region: 432-2720 (762 amino acids)
Biological process (GO): protein ubiquitination
Cellular component (GO): CCR4-NOT complex
Molecular function (GO): metal ion binding; ubiquitin-protein transferase activity; RNA binding
Source: RefSeq, a predicted model, not a curated record